AUGGGUCGGAUAAAGAAGAAGGGCCAGGCCGGUGCCGCCAAAAACUACAUCACCAGAAACCAGGCCAUCAAGAAGUUGCAGAUCAGCUUGCCCGAUUUCAGAAAGCUGUGCAUCUGGAAGGGUAUCUUCCCGCGCGAGCCCAACAACCGCAAGAAAGUUAGCAAGAGCUCGACCGCUUCGACCACCUUUUACUACUCCAAGGACAUUCAAUACCUGCUCCAUGAGCCACUGCUGCAAAAGUUCAGGGACCAGAAGGCUCUGGAGAAGAAGAUUUCUCGUGCCUUGGGAAGAGGAGAUGUGACGGACGCCUCUCGCCUCGAGCGCAAUGCCGCCAGACCCGAGAAGACUGGCAAGCCGCCGUAUACUCUCGACCACCUUGUCCGCGAGCGCUACCCGACCUUUGUCGACGCGCUUAGAGACCUGGACGAUGCCCUGUCGAUGCUGUUCCUCUUCGCCAACCUGCCCUCGACCUCGAGUGUCCCCGCCAAGAUGAUUGCCCGCUGCGAGCGGCUAUGUCUCGAGUUCCAACACUACCUCAUAGUCUCGCAAAGCCUGCGCAAGUCCUUCUUGUCGAUCAAGGGUAUCUACUACCAGGCGACCAUUCAAGGCGAGGACAUUCUCUGGCUUGUCCCCUACAAGUUCAACCAGCGCAUCCUUGGCGACAUUGAUUUCAGAAUCAUGGGCACUUUUGUCCAAUUCUACAUGACUCUCCUCAAGUUUGUCAACUUUAGACUGUACAGCUCGAUUGGUCUUGUCUAUCCGCCAAAGUUUGAUGCAAAGAAGGAUGAGCUGGCCGCCGAGUUGGGCGCCUUCACGAUUGAGGGCAAGCAUGCCAGCGCAAUUCAAGACAAGCCCGCCGAGGAGAAGCCUGCUGAGGAAGCCUCCAAGAAGGCCAUCGACCCGGCAACUCAGGCCGCCGUGAACAAGGUCAUCAAGCAGCUCGGAAAAGUUGACGACAAGACCAGCAAUGGAGACGCUGCUGGUGCUGAUAAGGAGGAUCAGCCAACAGACACAAUUGACAAGUUUGAGCCGGCUGCCCCUGGUGGCGAUGUUCUUCCCCAGCCCACAUACUCUGGAACUGACCCCGGAACGCUUUUUGCCAAUUGCACCUUCUUCCUGUCGCGUGAGACACCCAGACAACCUCUCGAGUUUCUGCUCAAGGCCUUUGGGUGCAAGCGUGUCGGUUGGGAUGCUGUCCUGGGUGAGGGCGCUUACACCACGGAUGAGCGCGAUCCUUCCAUCACGCAUCAGAUUGUGGACCGCCCCGUCGUUGCUGCCAUGAACGAGGAGAACGGCGACGGUGAGGACAACCAGACCUCUCAAAAGCUUGGCGCCAACCAGAGACUGCCUGGCAGAAUCUACGUGCAGCCUCAAUGGAUAUGGGAUAGCGUCAACGAUGAGGAGCUCAAGCCUGCAGACUUGUACGCACCAGGCGCGCAACUCCCCCCUCAUUUGAGUCCCUUUGUCCAGUCCACGGCUGGUGGCUACGACCCCACCAUCCCAUUGGAGGAUCAACAGCCUGAAGAGGAGGCACUGGCUGACAGCGAUGAUGAGGAGGACGAGGAUGAGGAAGAUGAUGAGGAAGAAGCCGAGAACGGUACUACUGCCAAGAAGGGAGAGAGCGCUGCUGAUUCCAUGGAUGUGGAUGACGCCGACGAGGAUGAUGAGGACUUUGGUGGAUUCUCUGGUGAUGAGCAGGACGAGGAAGAGGAGGAAGCCGAGGAUGAUGCCGAAGAGGAAGAAGAAGAGGACGCUGAACUCCAGCGCCAACGUGAACUCAUUGCCGAAAUGACAGGCCAGGCAGUGCCGCAAAAGCCAGCACAAAAUACUCGUUCCAAGGCAAAGGCAGAUGCACGAAAGAAGCUGGCAGCACAAGCCAAGGAAGACGCGGAAGAUUUGGAUCGUGCAAGAGGCAUGCUGAGCAAGAAGAAGCGCAAGCUGCAUGACCAAAUGAUGUACACCAACAACAAGAAGAGUGCCGAAGACCAGAAGCUGCGGGAAAAGAGGAGGAGAUUGGAAAAGCAAAAGCAAAGAAAGGCUCCGGCGUAA
Messenger RNA from Pestalotiopsis fici W106-1, 2049 nucleotides. RefSeq names its product Pescadillo. The transcript has a single exon. The record is from RefSeq and is a predicted model, not a curated record. Lineage: Eukaryota; Fungi; Ascomycota; Sordariomycetes; Amphisphaeriales; Sporocadaceae. Gene Ontology annotation, molecular function: RNA binding. The coding region runs from base 1 to 2049 and encodes 682 amino acids. Gene Ontology annotation, cellular component: nucleolus; PeBoW complex. Gene Ontology annotation, biological process: maturation of LSU-rRNA from tricistronic rRNA transcript (SSU-rRNA, 5.8S rRNA, LSU-rRNA); ribosome biogenesis.